CUUUCAUUUAAGGUUGGCAACUGAAGCAACACGGAGCGGAAAGGUGUUGUAAAGUUCUGCUUGUGGUAGGGUUGCUCUUUACCGUUUACUGACUUGAGAUAACCAGUUCUAAACAUUUCUGCAUCUAAUUAGCCUAAAGCAGCGCGGUGUCAAACCCAGAGAUUUAUCAUGCUACGUAGAUGACGUUUGAAGCUUAGUGAACCAAGAUCAGUAAGUAGACCAUCUUACAAACCUCAAGUACCAGGAGAAUAUUCUACUAGGGAUUUCAAUUUGGAAAGCAUUUGGUGACCGGGUGAGAGAGUGCUAACGUUAGAGCCUGUUUAUUGCUGUUCUUCAAGUACCUGCGCUCAUUCUUCAAUUGCCGUGUCGCCUUGUGGAAAAUGCAGCGAUGGACGCCGAUUCGGGAACGUAUCGCACCUGUCGUUCUUUGUGCCCAACUAGCGAGUGCAUUCUACGACACCGGCUUGCAGAUGGUGGUGAAAGAGAGAUACACCAAUUCCACCAAGUCCAUAAAUCACACCGUCACCGACGACGAACAGCAGAAAAACAUAUCAAAUUUUUACAUGACUUACACUAUGCUGUCGAAUUUCCUCCCAUUUGUGCCAGCGUAUUUCCUGGCAAGGUUUGGGGAUAGGGGUCACAGGAAGGUACCCCUGGCUGUCCCUUUGUUGGGGUACUUUAUCUCCAGAGCCCUCCUGCUGCUGGUUAUCUUGCUGGAUUUGCCUGUUGAGGUGAUUUUUGGAGGGGCAGCGGUGUACGGGCUGUGUGGGGGAUUUUCCUCCUAUUGGGCAGGUGUUAUGGCUCUUGUAUCCUUAACCUCAAGCGAAGAAAAAAGAUCUGUUCACAUGAGCAGGACAGAACUGAUAUACGGAAUAGCGGGAUUUGUCGGUAGUAUCGCAUCUGGCCACCUUUUCCAGCUGUAUGCGUUCGAGCACAAACAAGGAGCAGUGCUUGUGGGAUUGUGUGUGUUGCUGUAUCUGUUUUGCUUUUUAUACGUACUGUUCGUACUUAAAAUUAACGAUGGGCUAAAGUCAAGGGUUCACAAAGAGCCACGGCAGGAUGGCUUUGGAAUACUUAACCUACACUCCCGUGACAAGAUUAAUAUCAUCUUACUUUUUGUCAGUGCCAUCCUGUAUGAUAUUGCUGUUGGGGGUGGUAUGGAGAUUUUGAUGUCUUUUGUAACGAAAAAGCCAUUAAAUUGGGAUGCCGAGUACAUGGGAUAUGGCAACGCAGCAGGCUUCGUCAUCUUUUUCACAAGUUUCCUCGGAGUCCUGGUUUUCUCCAGAUGUGCAAGCGAUGCCACCAUGAUCAUCAUUGGGAUGGUCUCCUUUGCAGCCGGAAUUUAUUUCAUGGCUUUUGUGACAGCAACGUACAUGUUCUACCUAGCUCGAGCUUUAACUUUGUUUGCGCUAAUCCCAAUGCCCACCAUUCGAUCUCUGCUGUCCAAGCAAGUCCAAGACACCUCGUAUGGGAAAAUCCUGAUUUCACUGCAGCUCUCCCUGACCAUUGCAAGUGUGGUUUAUUCCCCCAUAUACACACAGAUUUACCAGGCCACUCUCAACUGGUUCCCAGGAUUUGUUUUUCAGGUGUCCAGCAUCGUCACAGUCCUCGCUAUCAUACCAAUAAGCAUUGUGGGCUGUAGGACUGCCAGACAGGAGGGCUACGAGAGGAUUCAGGGCAACUGACAUCUGACAUCAUUGCUGAUCCUGAAUCUAUACCAUGUUUCGCUAGCUCCAUCUCUGUGAGUGUCAAACAGAUGUGUGAGUACAGGCUGGUGAAGAAUCUCACAGUGAAGCAUUUCCUCCAGGAACCUCACUUUCUGGUAGAUUUAUUUUUCCAGUAAAAUAAUCGCUAUACCGUACUUGAAUAUUUACAUUCUGAAAUGCAGGGUUUUGGUUUUAUUGUAUAUUUGUAAAUGAGAGAACAGGGCCAUUUGUAAUGUUGUUUUACCUCUAUAUUUUACUUCUCUAUAUUAUUUUAUAUAUAUGUUCACUCACUGUAAUUUAAAAACAUUUUUAAUCUACAGAUAUCAAGAUUAUGAAAUGUGGUCAGGUACAAUCAGGGUUUUCUCUAGGUUUUCAGAGGGCUUAGGUGCUGUCUGGGUUUUGGGUUGGUGGUGGUUGGGGGGUUUGAAAUUAUUCAAAGGAAAUUUUAAGUUAUUUUAAAAAAAAACAGCGUUUUUAUUUAUAUGAAAAAACGCUUUGACCAGCGGUUUUCAUCAGACAAAGACGUUACGUGUGAAAACAGCCUAACUUUGUUUAGCUACCAAGCCACGUUAGAUACUAAUGUUUAGUCGAGGUAUCUUUAUGUAACGCCAACUAACUAGCUUCGCUAACUAACGUACUUCAGUAACAAUACAUGAAUAUCUAUGCAAGUUGGCUAGGUUAGCACUUUCUUUAGUAAAUAGGCUACAUUAUAUCUUCAUUCCGGUAUGUCGCCUAACUGCAUUUUUACGUUUUCAUUCGGCUUAAGGCGCUCCGCAAAAACACUUAGGCGCAGCGCCUAAGCGUUUCUAUGGUAGGGAAAACCCUGACAAUAUUGAUUUUUUUUUCAUGUAAUAUUAUUGAAGGGUAAAUGAAUAACAUGUCUGACAGAGAUGUUUGAUGUAUAAAUAUGUAUUGUUUACUUUCAUUUAAUGUUUAUGGACAAUUCCUAAGCAGUGGAGUAUAGCUGAGAUCAAUACCUUGUUAUAAAGUUAACUCAUUAUCCCUCCACGCUGUUUCUUAUGGGUAGCAUGACAUUCAGACAUGCAUACACGCCUAAAAUAAUUUUACUCUGUAUGAUGCAUCCAGUAUUUUUGUGAAUGUAUAUUCACCCUAUACAUGUGAAUGCUACCAAAAAAGCAACAAUAUAUGAAUAUUGCCAAACAAGCCAAGACAAACAAGACAAAUGUUUUUUUUUUUUUUUUUUUAAAUGACGAUGCCACAAAAGACCAAGAUUUCUUUUUAAACAAAACAGCACAAUGUAUGCAGUAUCACCCACAUUUUCAGUUGGAGAUUUUAACAGGUAAAAUCAAAUGUUUUGUGUAUCAAAAAUGUGCUGGUGAAUUUUUCUACAGGACCAAACUAAAUGACCAAGUCCUGUAUAAUCAUUAAAUGCAUAAACAAUUAGGGGAUCCACACAGAUUUAACCUGUGAUAUGUAUAUGAGUACAUACAGACCUGUAUGUUUGCUGGCAGAUGGUAUUUAAUAUAUAUUCUGUCUGAAAUGGGCAUUGAUUGAUCCCUGUAGCAUGCUACACAGGAGUUACACGCAUUUUUUAAAGGUGCUGGGCAGACAUUUAACAGAAAAGAAUCAAAUACAUGUGCUUGGCUUGCGGACAUGUACGUUUUAUGGUACAUGUACAGUAUAUUCUGGGUGGCAUUUUGUCUAUGAAAAUUAUCUUUCAGAGAAUUGUCUAUUUUCGUA
Megalops cyprinoides (Indo-Pacific tarpon) is the source of this 3407-nucleotide messenger RNA. Its product is annotated as thymic stromal cotransporter homolog. The transcript is spliced from 4 exons. Bases 381 to 1685 code for a protein of 434 amino acids. NCBI's taxonomy places the organism in Eukaryota, Metazoa, Chordata, Actinopteri, Elopiformes, Megalopidae. Gene Ontology annotation, molecular function: transmembrane transporter activity. Gene Ontology annotation, cellular component: membrane. The record is from RefSeq and is a predicted model, not a curated record. Gene Ontology annotation, biological process: transmembrane transport.